Rhodofomes roseus is the source of this 1107-nucleotide messenger RNA. RefSeq names its product cyclin-like protein. Gene Ontology annotation, cellular component: cyclin/CDK positive transcription elongation factor complex; nucleus. The coding region runs from base 1 to 1107 and encodes 368 amino acids. Gene Ontology annotation, biological process: regulation of transcription by RNA polymerase II; positive regulation of DNA-templated transcription, elongation. NCBI's taxonomy places the organism in Eukaryota, Fungi, Basidiomycota, Agaricomycetes, Polyporales, Fomitopsidaceae. The transcript is spliced from 7 exons. Gene Ontology annotation, molecular function: cyclin-dependent protein serine/threonine kinase activator activity. The record is from RefSeq and is a predicted model, not a curated record.
AUGGACGGCUCUCAGUUCGCAGCCUCGUACGUCAAGCACCACCUCCCCUACUUCACUCCUACGGAAGUAGAGAAACUGUCGGAUAAACAGAGGGGAAAGCUGUCUUUCACGCAGGAGGAAAAGGCGAGACAACAGGCGUGCGGGUUUAUUGAAGCUGUGGGUGCGAAGAUCGGCUUUCCUCGGAAGACUAUUGCUACCGCACAGAACCUGUAUCACCGAUUCCAUCUGUUUUUCCCGCGCAAGGACUUCAGCUACUAUGAUGUCACUCUAGCCGCACUGUAUGUAUCAUCGAAGAUGCAUGACACACUCAAGAAGCCUCGCGAGAUCUUGAUGGUCAGCUAUGGGGUGCGGUUCCCGGAUCUUGCGGCCAAGUCAAAAUCUAUCGUCGGAGAGAUAGACAUGGACCCCCAGACCGUUGAGAUUGACCGCCAAAGGCUUCUGGCGGUGGAGCGCCUCAUGCUGGAGACAGUAUGCUUCAAUUUCACAUCCAGAAUGCCCUUCCCAUACGUCAUCAAAAUUGGAAGAGCGCUAAAAGCCACAAAGAAACUCACGAAGCUAGCAUGGCGUCUUACGAUUGACAGCUUCCGGACUCUGGUUAACCUUGAGUUUCCACCGCAUGCUGUCGCUCUUGGCUGCAUAUACAUGGCCGCGCUCCUCACGUCAUUCGAGCAAACAAUAUCCCCUAAUACACCUGACGCCGUCGUAAGCCAUCAAAUCACAAUGCAGCUUAAGCAGCCCGGUACAUGGGAGCGGCAGUUCCAAGCACACGUAGAAGACUUGGAAGAGGUCGCAUUCGCGGUGAUAGAUUUGCUCAUAGGGGCGUCUCAAAGUCACCAACCGAAUACGUCACCUACUACGCCGUCCUCUCCUUCCCCACAUCUCAGCCGCGCGCAAGCUGUAGCGAACGCAGUGCCGCCGUCUCUGCCGUACAGCACCGACCAGCUCAUCCGCCUGAAGAUCGUUAUGCGGCAAUCAGAGCAUCCUGCGCGACAACGCGAGAGCCUUACGCAUUCGGCUAAACACGAAGCGUCGCUGCUCGGUCGUAAUGAAGGGACGGUGCGGUUCCUCUUUGGCCCUCCCCAAGUAUCACCUACAUGGUCUACGUAG